AUGGAUCUACAUACAUUUAAAAUUUACGUGUCGGAAACAGAAUAUUUUCCCGUCAAUCUCGAAUACACGACACCGCAAUAUACGGAGACGGGAAAAUUCGUCGACGCCAUUCCGUUGGAUUACCAUAAAAAUUCUUAUUUUCGUUCGCUGGCAGCCUGUUAUGUCUCCACGUUCAAAUCCGGAAUUUCCGAAGAUCACCUGAAUAAUUCCAUUUCCCAUUCACAACUGGUCACGUCAACCGUAAAAUUUCACGUUCAUUAUCAAAUGGAAAAAUUCAUGAAAAAUCCAAAAUUACUGGAUCAUUAUCUGACGGAGGAUGAUCUUGUCACCAUCCGAAAACAUACACCCGUUCGCGAAACAUGGGAAAGACGAACAUUAUCUUCGCAUGCGAAUGUGGGAACGUGGUAUUGUGGAUUACCUGUAGACGUCCGUCGUAAAAUCCGGCGUCAACAUUACGUACGAACUCCUUACGGCGGAACGUACAUCGAGUACGAAUAUUUAACGGGAAGAUUUCCAAAGGAUGUAGCGAACGACUAUAAAAUUUUCAUUCCGAAAACAUCGCGUGAACUCAUGAAAUUAGGGCAACGCCUCUUUCAACAGUCUCUCGAAGUUUAUACCUACGCCGUGCUUGGAUCGCAAGCGAAAACCCGGUGGAGUAUUACGGGCCCGGGUGCUAAAAGUUUACAGACGCAAGACGUCUUUCGAAAAGUUUUGGGAGACAGUAUUGUUCAAAGUGACGUGACAACAAUCAUUCGAAACAUGCGAACGGCGAUCGCAGAUACAAACGUCGUCUUAAAUUUUGCCAUCAUGCCCGGAUUAAUUUUAAUACCGUCCGAUAUGAAAAUUUUACAAAGACCUUUGGCGGGAUACAAUAAUAUUUUAACGUUGGUCAAAAAUGGAAUGAGUUUUGGAAAGAAUGAAAAAGUGAAUUUUGAAGGGAUCGUUGAAACACCUACUCCUUUGAUAGAUCCCAUAAAACCUAAGAGUCCCGUAAAACCUAUAAGCCCUGUAUCUCCUACGAUAAAUCCAUAUAAAAAAGGGACUGAAACCUUACAUCCUGUGAAAGAUCCAACCGUUCCGAAUUCACAAACUUUAAGUUUGGGAAUUUUAACAGCUGUUUCAACGGGAGUUGCUUAUUUUAUAUUCAGGUAAUAAAGUGAGUAUACGGAUGGGAUACGACUACUUCGAGAACAAUGAUCUCGAAGAAAAAGUGACAAGUCUUGAAAAAGCACAGCAAGGGAAUACGGCCGAGAUCGUGAAAAAUGUGAACGGAAUUAUCGAACUCAACGAACUCGGAAGAAAUCCACCCGUCCAGUACGACCUUACACAACUACCUGGAUAUCCACCUGGAUUUUUUGGAACCGGAACUAUUUCCACUGCCAAUCAGAAAAAAACAAAAUUUAUUAUUUUCAAAGUCGGUGGAUUCGAAAUAAAUUUUGAAUCCCAAUCUUCACCCUACGGAUUUUACGAAGGAAAUAGUGGAAACAUCGUUCUAUUCUCGAUGACAUCAAGAAGUGUUAUCGUUCGUACAUCUUUUUCGUUCACGUACGCUCGUGGAAGAAUAUCUAUUUUCAGUCUUGAAUUUAAAAAUAUAAGUUCGACGGGAAAUGUAUCUAACCGGAACGAAGCAACGGUCUUAAAAUGUCUGCUUAUCACAACGUAG
Molecule: messenger RNA, 1663 nt
Organism: Paramuricea clavata
Lineage: Eukaryota; Metazoa; Cnidaria; Anthozoa; Malacalcyonacea; Plexauridae
Source: the annotation of a GenBank genome assembly